This is a messenger RNA of Penicillium lagena, 2112 nucleotides long. Its product is annotated as transcription factor. Lineage: Eukaryota; Fungi; Ascomycota; Eurotiomycetes; Eurotiales; Aspergillaceae. The coding region runs from base 1 to 2112 and encodes 703 amino acids. The record is from RefSeq and is a predicted model, not a curated record. The transcript has a single exon. Gene Ontology annotation, biological process: regulation of DNA-templated transcription; DNA-templated transcription. Gene Ontology annotation, molecular function: DNA-binding transcription factor activity, RNA polymerase II-specific; zinc ion binding; DNA binding.
AUGUCGUCCUCAAAGCGCAUGCGGCUCGGCACCAAAAGCUGCACGGAGUGCCGCCGAAGAAAAGUCCGCUGCAUCUUCCGGGCAGACGAAAGCGCCUGCGAGGCAUGUCUGGCCCACGAGGCCGACUGCGUAGCUCAGCAGGCUGGAGGCCACGAAGUACCCAGCGACGAGGUUGACACUCUAAAGCGGCGCUUACGGGACCUCGAGGCAAUUGUCCGCAAGCUUCCUCCGAAUGCGACGCCGUCGCCCGGCUCCGAUUUUGCUGGAGACGAUGCGUCUGUCGUGCGUGAACGAGAUGCUCGCGGCGACCUGUCCUCCACCACGACACUGUCGCACUCACCGGCGACAACACCAUUUACCGUGGGCGGGUGGCCAGUGCCGACAGCAAAGCGUGGUGGAGUCAAGCUGUCGUCAACGGAGCCGGCCAUCGAAGACUCCCCAUUGAUCCUCCUAUUCAAGGGCGCCUCACUACUGGACAAAGAGAAUGCGCCCGCAUCUACAGCACCACCGCCUUUACCCGUCUCAGCUGUAUCUGGCGUGCUUCAACACCGACAUCGUCUCGCCUCACUGCUCCCGUCGACGCAAGACCUUGACGCCAUACUAGAAGACACAGAGAAAUACUGGCCGAUAUGGCCGCGAUACUACUAUGGAGAGCCCGGGGCAACCGACUUUCUGGGACCCGGAAAGGGACAACUGGCACGACAGCUCCUCUUCACAGUAGCCGCCAGCUCCGUGGAGCCAGGACUAAUAGCAAGAUCGGCUCUGUGGGUCGCGCUUUGCGUGCAGCAGACGUCUAGAAGCGUCUUGUCCAUUGUGAGCCUUGCUUACUCGCAGUACGAUCUGGUUGACGCAUACAUACGAACAGCAAAGUCGCUGCUGGAGCUGGACGGGGAGCGCGGCGGGACUCUCGAUGGCAUCGAGAGCAUGAAUAUGCUGUACAAGUUGUCCAUCAAUAUCGGGCGGUCGCAAACCGCGUGGUACUGGUGUCGACAAGCCAUCACCACGGCCGUGAGCUUAGGCGUCCCCCGCAAGGUGGAUGCGCUGGACAUACGCGCCGCGUAUGCGUGGUCCAUGGCAUGGCAGACGGAGCGGUUCAUGGCCCUGAUGCUUGGGCUGCCAACGUCCGUCUCAGCAAACCACCCAGGAACGUCAUCUUACUCGCCUUCCGCCCCGUUGAUGAGCCGCAUCAUGUGCUCGGUGGCACUCAUCUGCGGGAAAGCCAUCGACCGCGACCAGGCGCACCACGCUGCAGCUAGCUAUGCGACGACCGUCGAGAUCGACCAGGACAUGGAAGAGGCAUACCGCCUCUUUCCAGACGAGCACUGGCUCCCAUUAGCACCGGAUAUGUCGCUCUCCGACUGCUGGAACCAGCAAGCCAGCAAGGUUAUCUUCUUCACGACCCUCAAGCUCGUGCACAUGCCGUGCAUGCUCAAGUCGGUGGGCGAAUCCAAGUUCCUGUACAGCUGGGAUCGCGCCAUGGAGGCCGCCCGCGGUGCGGCGACGGCAUACUCCGAAUUUAGGACAUGGCCCGGCGCCAGCGCGACCCUAUGCGAACUAAUGGACUUUCAGGCUUUUAGCGCGGCUAUGGUUCUCAUCAUAGGGCACCUGAUAUUCCCUGCGAGGGCUACAUCACUCGCCAAAGAUCAGGACUGGGCGCUCGUACGAGACGUGUCUCUCUGCCUGCGGCGUACCGUCGCCAUCAUGGACUGUGCCGUCGCCGCGCAGUCCGUCCGCAUCCUCGAUCUGGUUGACGCGGCACGUCACGGCGCCUACAUUGCCGACGACGACUACGUCGUAACCAUCCCCUACUUUGGGAGGAUCCGCAUCAACAAGAAGAAAGUCUCGGUAGACAACCAGAACGAUAGCGACAACAGCCGUACCAGCCCUCGUAUUGGUCUUAGUCCAGUGCUGCCCGUCGACUCGCUAUCUACGCUCACAGACACGUACUUCAACACUGUCGAGUUUAGCACCAUGUUCGCGCACGAGAACCCCUCCAAGCUCGAUUUUGAGAUGGAGCUCUGCUCCAGCUGGGCGGACCCGGCACUGUUUAACGCGGAAAUCGACCGGACCCAAACGUUUAACUGCGGCCCCUUUUACCCGUUGCAAAGCUAG